This is a messenger RNA of Candidozyma auris, 2976 nucleotides long. It is a transcript of the gene ZCF27, whose product is annotated as Zcf27p. Gene Ontology annotation, biological process: regulation of DNA-templated transcription. Gene Ontology annotation, molecular function: zinc ion binding; DNA-binding transcription factor activity, RNA polymerase II-specific. The coding region runs from base 1 to 2976 and encodes 991 amino acids. The transcript has a single exon. Lineage: Eukaryota; Fungi; Ascomycota; Pichiomycetes; Serinales; Metschnikowiaceae. The record is from RefSeq and is a predicted model, not a curated record.
AUGAGUAAGAACUCGAAGGACAUCACCACGCCUUCUUCGUCCCAUGUCGCCAACAAAACUCCUACUCCCCAGGCUUCCAUCACCGGUGCGCCGUUUCCCGCCAUCAACAUCAACGCCGGCCAGCCGUACCCAAACCAGCCGUACCCAAACCACCAGCUGAACCAGCCGUUAGCAGAAGGCUACUGGGCGUAUCCCGGCUACGAGCCUUCGGAUCCUCAGUUUCCGGCCCAGACCCAGCAUCUGAAUCACCCUCAGAGUCAUCCUCAGAGUCAUCCUCAGAGUCUCCCUCAUAGUCACCCGCAUACUCACCCUCAGAACCAUAGUCAAUUCCCCAACCAAGUCCCUUAUGCCUCCAUGGGCUACUACCAGAGCCUACAGUCCAUUCCUGGGCAGCCAGGGCUGGCUGUUUCCUCGAGUCAACCUAUUUCUGGUCAGCAUGUUGCUGCCCAGCCUGUGCAGAAUUCGCCUGGCCAGAUACAACCUCGCUUGGUCUCUGCUCAUCCCAGGAAACGCUCUCUGACCGCUUGCGAUACUUGUAGACAGAAGAAAUCAAAGUGUGACAACGUCAGGCCCCGCUGUGGCGCCUGUGUGCGUGCUGGCAACAUGAACUGCCGCUACAGAUCCGAUUAUCCCGGCUCAGACUACUCUCUGUACGACCCAGCGCUGCUCACGAUCAUUCUGAAGCUCGAUACCGUUUUGCGGCAUCUCAAGAAUAAAGGUGACGGCUCAGACCGUGGAUCUGCCAGUCUGCUGACUCACUUACAGCAUUGCGUCUGGGACAUGCUGUUGAUGAGCAUGUUUAGGUGGAGGUCUGUGCAGCGGGUGUUGGGCAUCUCUGACUCUGACCAUGCGAACUGGACGAGAAGGCUCCUUUUGAAACACGAUAAGUCUCCCGAGUUGGGCCUCCCGAGAUCCUUCCCCAAACGGUUCGACACUUGUAACGCAUUGGAGGAUCUUCUAAGACAGUACAUCUCUUCCUUCACCAACUCGUUUUUUCUCCAUGCCCACACGAAAGUGCCCUGUCUUGACAUUGUCACUUUGCUCGAAAGCAUCGAGAUCUACACCCUCAUGCAACGAGCCAACCCAAAAACCACUUUUAUCAGCAUGCUCGAGGACUACGCGGGAAACCCUGUUCCGCAAUCAUAUAAAGACACUCUUCUCACGCUUGGAAUAGAGGAUCUGGCCGUCAGGCGCCGUGCGUUCAAAGACUGCUGUGAAUCUGUCCCGUUGAUCUUGGUGGUUUGUGCUGUGGGCAUCAUAGCUUGUCCAGUGAAGCUCGAUAAUCAUCAGCGGUUCGACACUUCCUUGGAGGAGAGUAAAUCCGUGGAAUCUUGUGGGAUCGAUUUCUCCAAAUUACCGUCAUCUAUUCCGAGAAAUCGCCGCUUGUUGAGCCGCUGUUUUAUAGAAUAUGCCUUGAUUGUAUCUUCUGUGUACCCCUCGAGCUUAAAGAGAAAUACCCUUGUUUCGGUCAUGUUCCACAUUCUACUCAACCAAUAUUAUUUGUACAACAUGGAUCCUCUUAGCGCUCACAGGGCCAUCGUCACAGCCAGCACCGACAUGAUGUACUAUUUAGAGAAGGAAAACACAAGGCUGUCUUCGAGUGAAAAGCUCAAGUAUUUCUUUGCAGAGAAACGAUCUGUGGUUGACAGGUUGUUCUGGACCUGCUUGAAGCUUGAAUGUGAACUCAGGGCAGAGUUGAGUCCUCACGUUCCUUUGUCUGGUAUCACUCAGAUAGUGCCGCCAUCGCCGUUCCUCAAAAUCCCUGAUCCGGUGCUGAUCGAUGAGCAUCUUCCAGACAGUGGCAAUCUUGCCAACAAGUAUGAUGACAAGAACUCGUGGUACUUCUUUUUAACUGAGGUGGCUGUGAGAAAAGUCGACAAUAAAUUGUUUGACGAGCUAUACUCUGUGGAUGCUGUAAGCGACAACUUGUGGGAUCUGGAAGCCUUCAUUGAGAAAGAUAUUUGGAAACUUCAAAUUAAGUAUUUGAAGCAGUACGAUGCAAUUGUCACGUCGUUAUCGCCUCGUAUCAGAAGCUUCGUUUUGCUGGAGGUUGAUACCAAUGAAAUUCAUGCCAGCAUGAAGAGGCGAGCUAUCAAGAAGAGAAACGCCCAGGAGGCGUUUGAUCCGGACAUUUUGGACAAUCUUGACGAAUUCUUCAUUGACGAAGAUUUAUUGCUUCGAGCACAAUCGGAGUCGAUCAUGUUCAUUAAGACACGAUUUCUUGCUUCCAAGAUCGCUCUCUUUCGCCCUAUUAAUUACUUGAUUCUUGAAGAUAAAGUACUGCUUGGAGAGCUUCUUGAAGCUGCUGCUGCUGUCUUGAAGCACCUUAAAACAGAGUCGGCUCACAAGGAGAUGGCUAUGCAUAACUCGCCGUUGUAUUCGGCAUCGACAGCGUCUGCAAACAACGACAGCUUGCAACCAGACAGCUCGAGCAGCUCUUCUCAAUUUGCCAACAACUUUAUGGACGGUGAAGAGGCGUAUAUCGAGGCCAUAAAGGCGCCUGACCCAAAUCGAAGCAACUCCAGUGAAGACACGUUCAACGAUAUUGUUGAGUAUGACCACCUUAAAGACGAGAAUCACCCAGAUUUCCUCAUUGUCAAGGACUAUGUUGCUGCAAGGAGACGGGUGCUUCAGUCAUUUGUGAAAAAUUUAGUCACCAUCCCCAAAGGUAAUAUCCCCAAGAUCGGUCUGCACCGCCACUCAGGAGCCUGGUAUUACGUUCGACAGCUUGUGUUGGGCAACUUAUCUCUUUUCAUGCUAUACAAGAAAGUGCAGCAGGCAAUCCAGAUGCUUGUUCAGAACAAUGCCUUUGCUGCCGGCGAUGAGGUCAUGGAGGCCCUCAAUCUUGUUUUUAAUCGUGAACUGAUCAAAGGUCUGUUGGAAUACACCAUGCUCAUGUUGAACUACUGGAAAGAAGAGAGCAAUGAUUGCGACAUCUACAUUGAGCAAAUCCAGCUCUGUCUUGAUGCGCUCUAG